AUGGCCCGUGGUCGGCCACAGACGUUGUUCACUGGAGCUAGGAAGAGCCACGAAGCGUUGGCAGUGAGAUCAGGCGAGUUGGACCACGGAAAAAUCGCCGUGUGCGAAUUGAAAAGGCAGUUCCGUGGAACGAUUUUGCUUCUAAUAGCACUUCCAGCGUGCUUGGCGCAGUUCACAAUACAAGGAGCCUCUGACGGGCGUCAAACUGCCCAGGGUUUGAGAGUAACGGAAGGGAAAGGAAUCGAGUACAUAGAUCAAAAUGCACCAAAGGAAAGUGGGUUCACUAUCCAAGGUGCCACAGAUGGUCACUCUCAAAUUCAAGGUGCUACGGAUGGCCAUAGCAAUUUUCAAAUACAAGGUGCCUCAGACUCUGGCGUGGAAAGUUACAACGGACAGUUCCAACAACCUUCUUCAGGAUCGUAUAAUAUUCCAAGAGAAUCGGAUGGACAUAGCCAAUCGAUCAUUCAAGGGUCCUACGAUCCUUCCGUGAAAUCUCUUCAAUACAAUGAUCCUAGUGGAUUAAGAGUGAAUUGGAGAUCGUACGAUCGUCAACCACGUCCAGAAACGCACCAAGAAGUGCAGCAGUAUUCGGAAGUCCCGGUUGCAAGCGCGCCAAGAGCACCACCAUCACGUCAAAGAGCUCACGUGCUACAACGUCAACCACAACCACAACCACAGCCUGAUCAAUUUGGAUACGGAAUACAACAGAAGAAGCAUUUUGAUGUCGCACCUGUACAUAUUAAACAGCUCCUUCAGUAUCAAGCGCAACUUCCAUAUUUCAACAUCAUACCUGAGCAAUACAGAUACGACUCUUCGUUGCAAUCACAAGGACCACGUGAAGAGCAACAGCAACAGGAACCUCAGUAUCGACCUGAACCACAAAAUCAUCCACCUCCAGAACCACGACACCCAGCUUAUCGCGGAAAAUCACGAGGUCCUCCUAGACAGAGACGACAGGCACCGCAACACGGACGAGAACAACAACAACAACCAUACGCGAGAAUUUCGCAACCACCGCCUGAACCUCCGAUUAAAUACUCCCCGAAUGUGCCCGCUCAUCUUCAGCAAUACUUGAAAUUCCAGGCUCAAACUCCUUAUAUCAACGUGAUUCCUGAACAGUACAGAUUCGACCCAGAACCGUCCGCGCGAUUGCAAUUGGAAGAGUUCAACAAGCAGUACGAAAAUUUGUUGAGACAGCAGCCAACAUCUCCAGUCGUAAAGGAGCAACCUGUGCCAGCAGCUCCAAUCCCAGUACAAGUUCGAUCUCAAGGUCCACCGAGACCAGAGCAUUCCAGACAAAGAAGACAAACGCAUUAUCAACAGCAACAAUUGCCAGCUGAGCCGGUGCCGCAGUAUUCCAACAACCUUCCUCCUCAGCUCCAGAACUUACUGAAAUUCCAAUCUCAAAUUCCUUACAGCAUCGUCGCUAAUCAGAUCAAUUAUCGCCCUGAAAAACCGUACGUUCCUCAGCCUGCUCAACCUUCCGCUCCUACCCAGCAAUCUCAGUUGUAUCAAGCAAGUCAAGCUGUAGAUGCAUACAAAAAUCAACCGUCUGCGUACCAAGAUCAACCGUCUGCGUACCAAGAUCAACCGUCUGCGUACCAAGAACAACCAUCCGGAUACAACCAAGUGUACGCUUCGCAGCCUCAGUAUCCGCAAUACUCUCAGGCUCAGCUUGGAUAUCAACAGCCUAACAACGGUGUUCGUCCUGUUACCGAGAAUCAAUACUGAAGACGAUCGUUGAUGAAUCAGUUAAUUGUUCGUAUCCUUUUCAUUUGA
Messenger RNA from Habropoda laboriosa, 1779 nucleotides. RefSeq names its product transcription factor SPT20 homolog. The transcript is spliced from 7 exons. Lineage: Eukaryota; Metazoa; Arthropoda; Insecta; Hymenoptera; Apidae. The record is from RefSeq and is a predicted model, not a curated record.